UGUAGACAUCAAAAAGCCCCAUAAGGUAGAAUGUUCAUUUUUGAGUGAACUGUCCCUUUAGCUAAUAUUAACUAAUGCUACCUUAUUGCGAGACGCGACCAAUAUUUCAUAAUAUCAUGCUGCAUAUCUCAAACCCUCUCACAGAUAUACUGUUGCUCAUUGUGCAACAGUAAAAUAUGUCUCUGACAGGCUGCUAUUGUUUUGAGAAAGGUGUGUAUGCAAAGGUGCAUUCUGCUGACCUCUCCCUGUGCGUGUGUGUUUUUAACCUGUUUGUUCAGUGUGUAAAGGCUAAAAGUGAAGCGACUCACCAUGGAGGUGCCGUGGAACUUCAGGUUCGGGAUCGUGAUUUUAGGAGACUCUUUUGUGGGGAAAUCCUCUCUUCUUCAUCGCUUCACUGAAGGCACGUUCGAGGAGGCCCGUCAGUCUCCUCUGGGAAUCGAUUUUAAGGUGCAUAACAUGAAGAUUGAGCCUAAUGUGCUGAUUAAACUGCUUCUGUGGGACACGGCAGGACAGGAGAGAUUCAGGUCAAUCUGUAAAUCCUACAUGAGGAACUCUGUUGGCUGUAUCCUGAUGUUUGACGUGUCUCAGCGGAAGUCCUUUGAGCACGUUUCCCUCUGGCAUCAGGAAGUGCUGGAUUACGUGAAGCCAAACCCGAUGAUAUUCCUGCUGGUGGCUCAUAAAAGUGACCUGGCCGUGUGCAGAGAGGUCAGAAAGAGUGAAGGAGAAGCUCUGGCUGAGAAACUCAACAUGCUGGCCUAUCUGGAGGUAUCCACAAAAGACUACAUUAACGUCAGCGAGGCGUUCGAGACUCUGACCACGGGAAUAUAUCAGCAGUUCCAGAAAGGCGAAAUCUCCGUUCGUGAUGACUGGCACGGUUUAACGGUUGGGACUUCCGUUAAAAACGAGAAAACCGUGACAAAAAAGUCUGCCUGCUGCAACUGCGGAUGAAUCUAAAACACUGGACACUCCUGGAGAGAGUAUUGUAGUCUAAACAAUGAUGUUUACCACAGUGUUUUACACAGUAUGUAAACUCAAACAGCACUGAACGCCAUGUAACUUUAGGUAAAGGGGAUCAAAUAUUGGAGAUAAUCAUUAGUUUAUGAAUGAACAAUCUAUAAAAGAUUGACUUUUUUUUAACAGUGUGGUAAAUCAUGCUAGAAGCAUGGUAAAAGUAUGGUAAAUCAUGUUAGAAGUUGUUAGAAGUGUGGUAAAUCAUGCUAGAACCAUGGCAGUGUGGUAAAUCAUGUUAGAAACAUACUAACAAUGUGAUAUAUCAUGCUAGAAACAGGCUAGCAGUUUGGUAAUCAUGCUAGACACAUUCUAACAGUGUGGUAAAUUUUGCUCAAAACAUGCUAACAGUAUGGUAAAUCUUGUUAGAAGUCUGUUAAAUCAUGCUAGAACCAUGGUAGUGUGGUAAAUCAGGGUAAAACCAUACUAAUCCUGCUGAAAAAUCCAGCUUAAACGAACCUAGGCUGGUUGGCUGGUUUUAGCUGGU
Messenger RNA from Danio rerio (zebrafish), 1495 nucleotides. The record is from RefSeq and is a predicted model, not a curated record. NCBI's taxonomy places the organism in Eukaryota, Metazoa, Chordata, Actinopteri, Cypriniformes, Danionidae.